Molecule: messenger RNA, 1215 nt
Organism: Moneuplotes crassus
Lineage: Eukaryota; Ciliophora; Spirotrichea; Euplotida; Euplotidae
Source: the annotation of a GenBank genome assembly
AUGGCCAACAGUACGCUUAUUGGUGCUAAGAUAGCAUUCAUUGUAGUUGUCUACAUCCUUGCCUUUGUUUCAGGUAUUCUUCCAAAUGUGAUUCCUUGGUGUAAGAAAAGCACCAACAUCCUAGGAAUCGCAAAUGCUUUCAGUGGAGGAGUUUUCAUCGCUAUUGCUUUAAUGCAUAUCCUUCCUGAAACAUCGUCAGGAUAUAAUGAAUACAUGCAAAGCCCUAAAGAGCUUGGCCAAAAUGCUGAUGUUGAUGGAGAGGAGAGUGGUGAACCAUUUCCUCUUCCUCACACACUUGCUUUUGUUGGUUAUGCUUUCAUCCUUCUCAUCGAUAAAGUAAUUUUUGAUACACAUUCCCUCAUCGGAGACAAUCAUCAAGGCCAUGUUCAUGACCCUGCUGCUGAACUUUUAGCUGAAAAUGUGAGAGCUCAUCUUAACGAAAAGUUAAUCCCUAGAGAUAGUCACUUAGACCCGGCGUGCAUUCGAAAAGCAGAAUUGCUUGACGAAGAUAUUAGGGCUUAUUUAUCCAGAAAUGAUAAGUUCUCAGUAAGAAUGCAUUAUGCUUUAAAACAUCCCAAUUCAAAGAAGGAUAGAUACAGUAAAUCUUUUACUCAAGAACUUGAUAAGCUUGAGGAACCCUCCUCUGAUCUUGAUAGACUGCUUCUUAAUGAGGAAGAAUGCAAAGAAACAAAGAAAAGUAGGUGCAGCUGUAGCCUAACGCCAGUUGUUUUGAUGAUAGCACUCAGCACACAUGCCAUGUUUGAAGGAAUCGCCACCGGAUUAGUCGACGAAGUUAGUCAAGUUUGGACAUAUAUUAUAGCCAUUUUUCUUCAUAAAUGGGCGGCUGCUAUGUCACUUGGUAUUAGCAUGAGCAGAAACUUCAAAGACGAGAAAUGUACUAUGUAUAUUCUCAUACUCAUCUUCGCAUUCGCAACUCCUCUUGGAGUUUUACUUGGAAUGAUAGUUGAAGGUUCAUCUGAAAUUGCUGAAAUUAUUUUUAGCUCUCUCGCAGCUGGAACAUUUAUCUACAUCGCUUGUUCAGAAGUCAUUGUUGAGGAGUUCUCAAUUCCCAAGUUUAAAUGGCCAAAAAUGUUUGCUUUCUUAUUUGGCGCAGGAGUCAUCGCCUCUCUUGCUCUUCUUGAAUAGUAAAAUUAUGUCUGAAUCUCACUUUAAUGAAUUGCCCAAUCAAGAUUAGAUUCAAUAUUUUUACUCUUG